UUUAUAUUUUAUAAAAAUAUUUAUAUUAUUGAUUACGAUUAGCUGUAUUAAAGCUGAUAUUGGUGCUAAGGAUAAUGGUGAUAUAUAUGUAAUAAAAAUCAGUUCCUAUAACUUUACUGUAACAACUGAAAUGCCAACGAAAAAUGUUACAGACUUGGAGGCGGUCACGAACUUAUGCAAUUCUAGUUUCUCUAUACCAAUAGAUUAUUUGGAAGAAUUUAAUAACACUGGUGAACUACCAGAUAUUAUUGAUAAAACUGGUAUGUGCUUUAUACGUUGCUUUUAUGAAAAGUCUGGUUUUAUAGACAAUUGGGCUUUAAACGUUGAACUAAUAAGGCAGUACAUGUGGCCAGCUACUGGUGAUUCCAUAAGCUAUUGUCAGGAGCAAGGCAGUAAGUUAUAA
Molecule: messenger RNA, 403 nt
Organism: Teleopsis dalmanni
Lineage: Eukaryota; Metazoa; Arthropoda; Insecta; Diptera; Diopsidae
Product: general odorant-binding protein 84a-like
Exons: 3
Coding region: 131-403 (90 amino acids)
Molecular function (GO): odorant binding
Source: RefSeq, a predicted model, not a curated record